This is a messenger RNA of Salvia splendens (bonfire salvia), 558 nucleotides long. Its product is annotated as mitogen-activated protein kinase kinase kinase 17-like. Bases 1 to 558 code for a protein of 185 amino acids. Gene Ontology annotation, biological process: protein phosphorylation; signal transduction. Gene Ontology annotation, molecular function: protein kinase activity; ATP binding. NCBI's taxonomy places the organism in Eukaryota, Viridiplantae, Streptophyta, Magnoliopsida, Lamiales, Lamiaceae. The record is from RefSeq and is a predicted model, not a curated record. The transcript is spliced from 2 exons.
AUGGAGUAUCUCCCCGCCAGAACCUCCGCCGAUUUACCCGAUCGGAGCGAGGCGGCCGUCGCAUCCUACGCUUGGUGCCUGGUCGCCGCGCUGAGCUACCUCCACUCCAGAGGCAUCGUGCAUUGCGACGUCAAGGGCAAAAACGUCCUUUUAGGCCAUUCCCCGGGGACUGCCGCGCUCGCGGAUUUCGGAUCGGCGGUGGAUGUUGAUGUUGAUGUCUCGUCGGCGGCGGGGAGGGGGAGCCCGCUGUGGAUGGCGCCGGAGGUGAUACGGGGGGAGAGGCAGGGGAGGGAGGCGGACGUGUGGUCGGUGGUGGGGUGCACGGUGAUCGAGAUGCUGACGGGGAAGCCGGCGUGGGGGGGAUCGGUGUGGAGGAUCGGGUAUUCGAAUGAGGUGCCUCUGUUUCCGGUGAGGAUUUCCGGCGCGGGAGCGGAUUUUCUGGAGAAGUGUUUGAGGAGGGAUUAUACGCGGAGGUGGAGCUGCGAUCAGCUGCUGCAGCACCCGCGCGGAAGGAGGUGGCUGAUCAUUGGUCGCCGCGGUGCGUGUUGGACUGUUUGA